Lagopus leucura (white-tailed ptarmigan) is the source of this 527-nucleotide messenger RNA. It is a transcript of the gene CTXN3, whose product is annotated as cortexin 3. NCBI's taxonomy places the organism in Eukaryota, Metazoa, Chordata, Aves, Galliformes, Phasianidae. The transcript has 2 exons. Bases 61 to 432 code for a protein of 123 amino acids. The record is from RefSeq and is a predicted model, not a curated record.
UACAGAAGAAUGGAAACUAACAGUACAACUUGUAACUACCUGUAACUGCUGCAGUGGGAAAUGGGUCAGGUUUCCUCUCAACUAGAUCAAGAUAACAAAGUGCAUCUAAAUGGCUUCUACUAUGGCCUUAGCAAACUAAUGAUGAAAAGGAGGAGACUGUGGGAUUAUUCGUUUCAUCUUCCCUGGAUGAUGAACGGAGAGAUAUUCACUGCCACUUUGGUGCCAUCUGGGAAUGUGACACCAGAUUCUAGCAUGACCCUGGAACAGAAAACAACCUUUGCCUUUGUGAUUUUGUUAUUUAUUUUCUUGGGAAUCCUCAUCAUUCGUUGCUUCCGCAUUCUGCUUGACCCCUACCAAAGUAUGCCAACCUCAACCUGGGCUGAUGGACUUGAUGGGCUGGAGAAAGGCCAGUUUGAUUAUGCUCUUGCUUAGAGACUGAGAAUUAUGGAGGGUUAUUUAGCACAGCAAUAACGAAAUACAAUUUCUGGAAUGUCUGUUUAUUUUGCUUUUGUGUUUCAUUAUAUCAA